Cryptosporidium ubiquitum is the source of this 909-nucleotide messenger RNA. RefSeq lists its product as uncharacterized. The record is from RefSeq and is a predicted model, not a curated record. The coding region runs from base 1 to 909 and encodes 302 amino acids. The transcript has a single exon. NCBI's taxonomy places the organism in Eukaryota, Apicomplexa, Conoidasida, Eucoccidiorida, Cryptosporidiidae.
AUGGGUUCUAAUGGGAACAAAAAAGAAUUUUUGGGCAGCAUUCAGUCUCCAAGAAGGCUUAGAACUGAUACUGCAGAGGCAGUCUUUGGCGAUUUUUGGGAAGCACCAAAAGAUUCAAACUUCCACUCUAGAAGAGUGAAAAAAAAUAGGCAAACUUAUGGGCACGAAUUGGAUGAGAAUUUAGGCCAAAAGACGAUAUCUGAUUCUUCAAUUGCAGAGUUCAAUAUUACAAACUUGGACACUCAAGAAAGAUUGGUAUUUUAUGAAUCACAAGGAGCAGAGCCGUAUCUUAGCAAGUACCCAACCAUAACUUCUCUGCUUACAGAAAUGAAGCCCACAAAGUGGAUGAUCAUUUUGAAUAAAGCUCAAUCUUCAUGCAUCCAUAAUUCUAUAGAUGAAAAAAAAAAACAGAAAGAUUCUAAGAAAAACUUUUCAAGUCUAACUAAUAAAGACUUACCAUUCAACAAAAUGCAAUUUAUAUGGAGCUCAGAUUUGGAUGAGCAUAAAAGGGUUAAGUUAAACAAAAACAGUCCAAGUUCACAAUCAUUAUUGUCCGACCCAAAUGAUCUUUCGCCAAUAAUAAUUAAUUUUCCCCACCCAAUUCAACUUCAAAACGUUUCUAUUCCUUACGAGGUAUUGGAUCCAAGGUCUGUUCCUUGUGGCUCAUUUGUUUGGUGGGACAGAAGAGUAUGGGAAUACAAUUUUGUUCAUAUGGCUAGAAGAUUGUCUACUAACGACGAAAAAAGUUGUAAAAAAUUGAAUAUAGAAAACCCAAUAACUCCAAAAAAACAAGGAAGGACUUCAAGUGAAGAAAAUGGACAAAGUCCUCAACGUUCAAAACCAAGAGUAGAGGAUGGCCCCAAAACAAAUCAAAAAUCAAAGUCUCCUAGGAAUAAGAUUAAGCAAUGA